AUGUUAAUUUUCCGGCUUGUCUCUAUAAACAGCCUUGCGACCACUAAAUGGUUGUUGGACAAGACCAAAUUCGAGGUAAUGGUUCGUAGUCCUGACAUACAAUAUAUAACAAAAUUACUCGGAAGUCUCCAUAACCUCAACAGUAGCUGCAGUUUGAUGGUCCGACAAGCGAGAACGAUCUGUGGAACGAUCUCUCGAAACCUCAUAUCAAAGUCUCCAUGCGAACACGUGAGAGUUUUGACCUCGGAGGUCUAUACUCGUAGCUGUCCUCGCAAGAACGUUCACGAGAACGCUCCUGAGAACGUUUUCAAGAUUUGAAUGAGAAUGUUUAUUUUUCUCGAAAAAUGAAGAGCACACGCAGGCAUGAUGCUUCAAUUGGGAGAACAAGCGACAUAAUAAAGAUGCGCCAUACACACGCGGUAAUGCAACGCUAAUUGUUAUGAGUUUUUAUAACGCAAGCUUUAAAGAUGUUUGUUGGAAGGGAACAUACAUUUUCUACUCGGACGAAUGCAGAGCAUAAUUAUUAAUUAAUUUAGUAUUGA
This is a messenger RNA of Odontomachus brunneus, 542 nucleotides long. RefSeq lists its product as uncharacterized. NCBI's taxonomy places the organism in Eukaryota, Metazoa, Arthropoda, Insecta, Hymenoptera, Formicidae. The transcript is spliced from 2 exons. Bases 1 to 318 code for a protein of 105 amino acids. The record is from RefSeq and is a predicted model, not a curated record.